AUUAAAGAACCAGAUGUAUACAACAAAAUAUUAGUAGAUGUUCCAUGUACAAACGAUCGUCAUAGUUUGGAAAAUAAUGAAAAUAACAUGUUCAAACCGACUCGUGCUAAAGAACGUUUAAAAUUGCCUGAAAUACAAGCUGAUAUCUUAAAAUCUGCUUUAAUGAACAUUGCUGUGGGUGGUACAGUAGUUUAUUCGACCUGUUCUUUAUCACCCAUACAAAAUGAUGGUGUUGUUAAAAUGGCUUUAAAGAAAAUUUGGGAAGAAACCAACCAUCAAAUUAUUAUCAAGGACUUAACGAAGCAAUUUGAACCUCUAAAGUCUUUGUACUCAUUUGGCAAAGGGUUGAAAUUUGGUCAAAUGGUUAUGCCGUUUUUACCACUCAACUAUGGGCCUUUAUAUUUAUGUAAAUUAGUUAGGGUAAAAUAGUUGUUAACAAAUGUAUUAGGAUUUAAUUUAACGUUCAUAAAAAUGUUUGAUUUGUUAAAAAUUAUUUUAGUUUUGUAAAAAUAUAGUACUCUUUUAAUACUAAAAUAAUGCUCAAUUAUUGUAAAAUAUGAAUAUACUUCUGUCAAUCCAAAUUAUGGUUGGAUUGGUAAGUCUUGCCUAUUAAAUAAUAAUGUAUUUA
Messenger RNA from Diuraphis noxia (Russian wheat aphid), 628 nucleotides. Its product is annotated as 5-methylcytosine rRNA methyltransferase l(2)10685. Gene Ontology annotation, cellular component: mitochondrial large ribosomal subunit. Gene Ontology annotation, molecular function: RNA methyltransferase activity. Lineage: Eukaryota; Metazoa; Arthropoda; Insecta; Hemiptera; Aphididae. Gene Ontology annotation, biological process: rRNA methylation. The record is from RefSeq and is a predicted model, not a curated record.